This is a messenger RNA of Adineta steineri, 1677 nucleotides long. The record is from the annotation of a GenBank genome assembly. NCBI's taxonomy places the organism in Eukaryota, Metazoa, Rotifera, Eurotatoria, Adinetida, Adinetidae.
AUGACUACAUCAAAUUUUCAUGCAAAAUCCAGUGCAAGUGAAGUUGUUAAAGGACUUAAUGCAAAAUUAGAUGGAAAAGUUAUACUUAUUACAGGUGCUACAUCAGGUAUUGGUGUUGAAACAGCUCGUGCAUUCGCAUCUGCAAAUGCACAUAUUAUUAUAACAGCACGAGAUAUGAAAAAAGGUGCCGAAGUUAUUGAAGAUAUUAAAAAGACAACGGGUAAUAAUAAAGUUGAAGUAAUGGAAAUGGAUCUUACAUCACUUCAAUCGGUUAGAAAUUUUGUUUCGCAAUUUCAAGCACGUAAAUUACCAAUAAAUAUUCUUAUUUGCAAUGCAGGCAUUAUGGCUUGUCCCUAUUCGAAGACAGUUGAUGGUUUUGAAUCACAAUUUGCUGUUAAUCAUCUUGCUCAUUUUCUUCUGACUACUAGUCUUUUACCUCAACUCAAAGCAGGUAAACCAUCACGUGUCGUAGUCGUUAGUUCAUUGGCAAAUAAAAAUGGUGGUAUCAAUUGGAAUGAUAUUAAUUGGGAAAAAGAUUAUGAAAGAUGGAAUGCUUAUGCUCAGAGUAAAACGGCUAAUAUUCUUUUUGCUAAACAACUCAAUAAAUUAUAUGCAUCGGAAGGUAUCAAAGCUUAUUCUUUACAUCCAGGUGCAAUUUUUACAAACUUACAAAAAAAUAUACCAAUUGAAGAACAACGUGCAAUGGGAUGGUUGAAAGAAGAUGGUACUGCUCAUGGUCUUUUCAAAACUAUUGAACAAGGUGCAUCAACAAGUGUUUAUGCUGCUUUAGCACCUGAACUUGAUAAUCAUGGAGGAGAAUAUCUUGAAGAUUGUGCAAUUAGUCAAGGAGUUAAUUCGAAAGAGAAAUAUCAAGGUAUGGCACCACAUUCAAUAGAUAUGGACGCAGCUGAACGUUUAUGGAAAUUAAGUGAACAAAUGAUCGUUUAUGCAAGUAGUGGACUAUAUACUUUAAUUGAUGUAACAACACUUAUGGCAAUACAAUCAUCAGAUGUUAGAAAUGAAACAAUUUUCUCAUCUAUAAUAGCAUCUCCAGAAACAAUUAUACUUAAUUGGAUUUCACUUAGUGUUUAUUUUAUCGUGGUUCUUCUUAUUAUUAUUCUUCUUUGUGGAAUUCAAUUAAAUAAACCAUGGCUCUUAUUUAUUUGGUCAGUUUUAAUGAUUAUUAUGUUACUUAUUGAUGGUAUUGUUACUGUUCUCUCUCUUCGAGAACAUCAGCAACAGAUUCAUCGACCAUCAAAACAAUUAUAUGGUAUAUUCAUAAGCAUUUUUCAUUUUCGUUAUUUAAAUCAAGCUAUAUCAGAAUACAACACACGACAGAGAAUGUUACUUCGUUACAAUACUGAAUGUCCAUCAGCAUCCUAUGAUGGUUCAUGUACAUAUUCUGAUGGUCUUUUAAAUCCACCCAAAGCUAAUAACAAUGAUUAUCAUAUACCUGAUAUACCACCACCAUCUGUAUCAUUACCAAGAGCACAAAUUGCUACUAUUCAACGUCGUCCAAUAUCAACAAUGUUUCAUUCACGAAAUUAUCUCCAUCCAUCAUCAUCUGAACAUACAAAUCAACAACCUAUAAAUGAUUAUAAUGAAGAUUUUCGAUACAAUGUACCAUUACAAGAAAGAUAUCAUCAACAAAAGAAAAUAGAUACUCAAGAACUAUGA